GCGGGUGCUUUCAUUGGAUGUGCUGCUGUCAAGCAGCACUGAAGAACUGGAAGGGCAAACGCUGGAAAGGCAGAGAAAAGACAAACAAGGAAUAAUCCUAAUGUAGCUCUCUGUGGCCGGCGCUCAGGAACUCAUCCCAUGCCUUCCUCCUUCAUCUGCCCAACUUGCGGACGCCGAGCGAGCUUUCUCCUCCUUCUCCAAGCGGUCACGUUCAACGGUGGAAUUACCUCCACAUAUUAAUAUUUGACAGCAUCUGGCUAUUUUUUUUUCCUCAAAAUGAGAGAAUAUCGUGGGCCCGACACACUGUAGCUUGUUCGAGGGUACCCAGGUUUGUAUUUCUGCGGUUAGCAUCUCCGAUCCGAGCAGCAGAUAUCUCUAAAUGCACACUGGAAGCCAUCCGAAGGUUUCUACGUGUCCCUCUCGUCCCUUUUCGGGCUGAUCCAUGGACCGUGUGGCCGGACUCCACCGCGUUAUGCUGCCGCCGACGGGAGUCCUGACAUGGGGAGGGCUGAGCAGAGGCACCAGCAGCGUGGAUCUUCUCGCCUGUUGACGAACGGCUGGAGAGCGGAGCCAAGUGUCGUAAGAACCGGCCUGUGGCCCAUGUCUUGAACUCGAGUGGGAACCAGAUCGGCCGAGCGGGGAGAAAGGAGGACUCCCCAGGAACAGUGGAUGGCUUCGGGGGUGGGGAGAAGGACGAGAGCGCAGACGAUUCCUGGACGAGAAAUGGAUAAAAGUACUGCAUGAUCAGAAGAGGACUGGCCGGCAGGCCCGCUUGAUCACAGUAAAGUUGAGAAUGAAAAAAAAUAUGAUGUGGUACGAAGGCAAAAAGAGGCUUAAGCGUUAGGGAUUAAUUGCGCAUGAAAAGAUGAAUAACGGAGUUCAUGUUUUUCUGGACUUGCAUAAAACAACUUCAAUUAAGUUGAGGUGAAUCCCAAACCGAGGACAUCAGCUUCCUGCUCAGAAACACACUACUCUUACUCACUCUGUAUGCUGUAAGCGAGAGUUUAAGUAACCCUUUUGGAUUAGUUUAUCUAUAGCCAACUAUACAACAAAAUAGCUCAGAAACAACAAGUGUGAACACGCAUAUAAAAACACAACACCAGAGGACAGUUGUGAAUAGUAAAGUAAAGCACUUGCGCGACAGAAAACGUCUGGAGUGGGUUGCAGCAUGGGCUGUGCUUCAAGUAUUCAUAUCUCUGAUAGGGUGGUCUACCACAGUGGAAAAGAGUCCGAGGAUUCCCACUCCCCACAACAGACCAACUCCACUCAGCACCCAGGAAAUCCCGCCGCCUCGGGGCUGCCCAUCAAACCCGCCAGCUGCAAGCCCACAUUAACAGAGGUGCCAUUUGGACCAAUGAAGUUAUUUAAAGACCAGCUUCAGGUACUGUUAGUAUUUGCCAAAGAGGACAGCCAGAGCAAUGGGUUCUGCUCUGCGUGUGAGAAGGCGGGCUUCAGGUGCAGCGUUGUGCGGAGCGCCGAGUCGGCCGCCGAGAGCUUCCAGGAGAAGCACCACGACCUCGUCAUCAUGGACCACCGACAUUCCAGACACUUCGACGCUGAAGCGCUUUGCCGGUCCAUUAGAGCGAUCCCCUCCUCAGAAAACACUGUGAUAGUUGCCGUGGUGAAAAGGCCGGACAGAGAGGAGGCCUCUGUGAUGCCCCUGAUCAAUGCUGGUUUUAAUAGGAGAUACGUAGAGAAUGCCAACGCGAUGGCGUGCUACAACGAGCUGCUGCAGCUGGAGCACGGGGAGCUGCGGGCGCAGUUUAAACUGAGGGCUGGGAACGCUAUUUUCACAGCGCUGGAACAAAGCCAAGAGGCCAUAGAGAUCACGUCUGAAGAUCAGGUCAUUCAGUAUGUGAACCCUGCUUAUGAGUCAAUCAUGGGCUACCAACAAGGGGAGUUAAUAGGGAAGGAAAUUAUCGAAGUGCCUAAAAGUGAGAAGAAUAAACCGGAUCUCCUUGAAACAAUAAACUCCUGCAUACGAAAAGGAAAGGAGUGGCAGGGGAUUUAUUACGCCAAAAAGAGGAACGGAGACAGCAUACAACAAAAUGUGAAGAUCACACCUGUGAUUGGACAGGGAGGAAAAAUCAGACACUAUGUGUCUAUCAACAGGCCUUUAAAUGAUAAUAAUAAGAAUGAUAAACCUGGAGUCCAGGCCGAGUCCCAGACUGACAUCCAGUCCAGUAAGCACAAGGACCGCAGGAAAGGCUCUCUGGACGUCCGUUCCACCACGUCCCGAGGCAGUGACGGGAGCUCCCAGCGACGCCACUCGUCCAUGGCUCGCAUCCACUCCAUGACCAUCGAGGCCCCCAUCACCAAGGUGAUCAACAUCAUCAACGCGGCCCAGGAGAGCAGCCCCAUGCCGGUGGCGGAGGCCCUGGACCGGGUGCUGGAGAUCCUGAGGACCACCGAGCUGUACUCCCCCGCGCUAGGCACCAAGGACGAAGACCCCCACACCAACGACCUGGUGGGGGGGCUCAUGACGGAUGGAUUACGGAGGCUGUCGGGGAACGAGUACAUCUUCUCCACCAAGCCCCCCCACGCACCCAGCCACCUGGCCACGCCCCUGACCCUCAACGACAUCCCGCCCCGCAUCGCCGUGACCAUGGAGAACGAGGACUCCUGGGACUUCGACAUCUUCAGCGUAGAGGCGGCCACUAUGAAGAGGCCGCUCACCUUCCUGGGCAUGCAGAUCUUCUCGCGCUUCAGGGUGUGUGAGUUCCUGAACUGCCCGGAGGCGGUGCUGCGGUCCUGGCUUCAGGGGGUGGAGGCCAACUACCACUCCAGCAACUCCUACCACAACUCCACGCACGCCGCCGACGUCCUGCACGCCACCGCCUACUUCCUGUGCAAGGAGAGGGUCAAGCAAAGCCUGGACCCCAUCGACGAGGUGGCGGCACUGAUCGCCGCCACGGUCCACGAUGUGGACCACCCGGGCCGCACCAACAGCUUCCUGUGCAACGCAGGAAGUGAGCUUGCCAUCCUGUACAACGACACGGCGGUGCUGGAGAGCCACCACGCCGCACUGGCCUUCCAGAUCACCACCCGCGACGACAAGUGCAACAUCUUCAAGAACAUGGAGCGUAACGAGUACCGGACCCUGCGGCAAGCCAUCAUCGACAUGGUGCUCGCCACGGAGAUGACCAAGCACUUUGAACACGUCAACAAGUUCGUCAACAGCAUCAACAAGCCACUAGCCGCGCUGGACGAGAACGGGGGUAACGGUGAUGAGGAGUCCGUAAAGGGGGUCCUGACAACGCCGGAGAACCGCAUCCUGAUCAAGAGGAUGCUCAUCAAGUGCGCGGACAUCUCCAACCCCUGCCGACCGCAGGAGCUGUGCAUCGAGUGGGCUGGCCGCAUCUCGGAGGAGUACUUUGCACAGACGGACGAGGAGAAGAGGCAGUGUCUUCCCGUGGUCAUGCCCGUCUUCGAUAGGAACACCUGUAGCAUUCCCAAAUCCCAGAUCUCUUUCAUCGACUACUUCAUCACGGAUAUGUUCGACGCUUGGGACGCCUUCGCCGACCUGCCGAACCUCAUGCAGCAUCUGGACAACAACUUCAAGUAUUGGAAAGGCAUGGACGACAGGAAGCUGCACAAGCUCAGACCCCCCCCAGAGUAGCCCCCCCCCUCCCCGGGAUGCCACGACCCAGACCCCGUCCAAGGGGGGGGGGGGGGCCUCUCUCUGCUCCUCCUCCUCCUCACCGCUGGGUGGACUCUCUCCCCCGUGAGCCCAGCCUCCCCUGGGGGAGGGGGGAGGGGGGGGUCUCCCGCCUCGCACCCCCCCGCUUCUGUAGCGUGCCACCCCCAGCGGAACCUGUAUCCUCGCUGCGGGACCCCCGUCUGCAGGGGGGGGGGGGAGGGGGGGCGUUAACGGACGCGGGGUGACACGCGGGGACAAAGUGGUACACAUUAGCUGAUGCACACAUAGACACACAAACACGCAUAGACAUAUAUAUAUAUAUAUAUAUAUAUAUAUAUAUA
This is a messenger RNA of Gadus morhua (Atlantic cod), 3981 nucleotides long. RefSeq names its product phosphodiesterase 8A (gene pde8a). Gene Ontology annotation, molecular function: 3',5'-cyclic-nucleotide phosphodiesterase activity. Gene Ontology annotation, biological process: regulation of DNA-templated transcription; signal transduction. The transcript is spliced from 22 exons. The record is from RefSeq and is a predicted model, not a curated record. Bases 1169 to 3619 code for a protein of 816 amino acids. Lineage: Eukaryota; Metazoa; Chordata; Actinopteri; Gadiformes; Gadidae.